Molecule: messenger RNA, 375 nt
Organism: Sclerotinia borealis F-4128
Lineage: Eukaryota; Fungi; Ascomycota; Leotiomycetes; Helotiales; Sclerotiniaceae
Source: the annotation of a GenBank genome assembly
AUGCGUUUCACUCUCGCUACUGCUGUUCUCUCGUUGGCCGCGAUGGUCAUUGCAAGCCCCAUGGAAAAUGGUCUCUGGGCUCGAGAUAACGGUGCACAAUGUGCUCAAGGUUCAACAAUCCAGUGCUGUCAAUCCGUCACAUCAGCCGGCGAUGGUGGACUCCUAUCCAAUCUUUUGGGGUUGAACUGCGCAGAAAUCCCAAUUCCAAUCCUUAACAUCAUUAACACGACACCCAAGUGCAACGGCCAGCUUGCCUGCUGUAGCGCUAACACCGGCACUGCCCCCCCCGAUUGUGACGAUGAUUCUAACAGCGGUGGCUCACAGGGAAUCAACAUCCUCAGCAACUUGGCCAUCUGCCCCAACAUCAUUCUUUAA